UGCAAAUUUUGCAACACCAGCCACUCCUCCGCAUGAUCACGUGAUCCAGCUAAAAUCAAAAUGGCCGGAACAACUUACUCCUCUCAAACUUUAAAAGAUUUUGAGCCAGAGUCUUUUGUCCUCGACAAAUACAUAGAGAAAUUGGCUCAGAUGGAUCCCAACACUGGCCUGGGACCAUUGAGCAAAAAACAGGACAUGCCUUUUGACUCUGAAGUGCUACUGGCAUCCUUUAAAACUAGUCUGGGUCAUCUUCACGAUCUCAGUGACAAGAUCAACAAACGUGUUGAGAGAUUAGAGUUUGUGUGCAUGAAACAAGAGAGGGACCACCAGGCCCGUGUCAAAGAACUGGAACCAAUGUUUCAAGAUGCUUUUAGUGAGUUUCAAGUCCUUGAGGAUCGUAUUACGUACGUGGCACGUAAAGUGGUCCAUCUUGGUGACCAGCUGGAGACAUUGAACGCACACAGACAGAGAGACAUUGAGGCUCACAGGCUGAUGGACAUUUUAUCAGAAUUUAAGGAAAAAUCCAAACCAUCCUGUCCAGAAUUUAAUGACGCGACACGGUUACCCGAAGCUGCUGAUCUGAUACACAAGUUACAUACACUUGUAUCUGAGCUGCCUAAAGCAUUAGAGUAUCAAGAAAUGAGAACUAAUAUUCUCGAGAGAUAUUUUGACAUUCAGCAACAGCUGGUGGGUAAGUUCUGUGAAGCUCUCUCAAGCUCUGACGUCAAGAGAAUGAGAGUUUAUGCUUCGACGCUUCAGAAUUUCCCUGAAGGAGCCAAGACUUGUGUAAUAAACUACAUUGCUCACCAUAUCGCUACUCUUAACCAGUCUGGUAGUACGGGAACUGAAGAUGUUUUCAGGAACGUUGAGCAACGAAGUGCUAAGGUAUACAAGCAAACAGUCGAAGUGUUUGAUGCGCCUGAUGAUAUAAUGAUGAAAUACAUACAACAGGCUACUGAGAAAUAUCUUUUUGAUCACGUUUCAAGAGAGCUCCAAGAUGCUGGCAGUAAUAAUGUUGAGCAAUACCUACAUAAACUAUUUCAGCUUCAUCUGAGGGCAAUGAUCCUCAGAGACAGUUUAGCAAAGCUUGACAAUAAAUUUGAUCGUGCGUUUUUAACAAAGUUACUUCGUGUGAGUUUGUUCAGCGACCAUUUAUCAGGAUAUGCCGAGUCAGAGGUCCAUAAUCUUGAGAAGAAAUGUCAAUUUUGUAUCGAAGAAUUCAAUUCAUCAGUCGGGAUUGUAAAGAAAGGAAACAACGUCAGUAGAGCAGCUGGUCAGCAGAUGAUACUGGACUCAUUAUCAAGUCCUGACGAAGCCUUUAUAUCGGAGAACGUGUGCACGAGCAUACUGAGUGAAUCUAAGAACUCAAUUAAGAGAUGCAAAGAGUUGCUGGUGGAUAGGGAGCUCUCUCAUGCAAUGAGGGAUAUAUUCCUGACUGUGUUUGGAGCUUUGUCUGAUCACUUUACUACAGCUCUUGAUCUUGCUAUCGACGUUAAAGUAGCCCCCACUGGUCUAUUCCUUCAAGUUGUUGGUUGCGUUAAUAAGAACAUCCAUCUUAUAGAGAAACAGUUCAGAGAAAUAAUACUACCAGCCAUUCAGUAUGCUCCUGUAGCAGCUGCUUGUAAUGAAAAGAAGAGAAGUCACAUGAGCAAACUAGAGACAAAGAUUGAAGCUGGGACUGAGAAGUCCAUAACUGCCAUGGUGGCAUCACUCAGUCAAAUAUUAUCAACUCAAAAGAAGACUGAUUAUAAACCUGAUGAGCCUGGGAUACCUCAAAUGUCUUCAGUCUGUACUAAAGCUGUAUCUCACAUAACCCAAUGUACCAAGGUCAUCAAGAUGUCAUUCGAUGGCAAGAAUCAAGAGAUUAUCCUCCUUGAGUUUGGCAUCAGAGUCCAUCGCGUUCUCUUUGAGCACAUACUGACAUUCUCUGUCAGCUCUGCAGGUGCUAUGUUCUUGAUUUGUGAUGUGAAUGAAUACAGAAAAGGACUUAAAGAAUUUGGAAUACAUUUUCUUGACGAGGUCUUUGAGAACCUUCAGACCCUGUGCAACCUUUUUAUAGUGAAACCUGAGAACCUGAAGCAAGUCUGCUCCGAAGAACCUUAUGUGAGAUUUGAUCGUGCUGUCAUUACCAGAAUGAUUCAACUCAGAACUGAUUAUAAGACUUCUAAAAUUGGAAAAAUAUUCAACCAUUGAAGUAGUCAAUAUCAACAUGUAGCCUUAUAUGUUCCUGUCUGUGUGUCUUUUUAUAAUAUUGAAAUAGCUGCAAUUAUGAUAGAA
Messenger RNA from Amphimedon queenslandica, 2277 nucleotides. RefSeq names its product exocyst complex component 5-like. The coding region runs from base 61 to 2193 and encodes 710 amino acids. Gene Ontology annotation, cellular component: exocyst; cytoplasm. The transcript has 21 exons. The record is from RefSeq and is a predicted model, not a curated record. Lineage: Eukaryota; Metazoa; Porifera; Demospongiae; Haplosclerida; Niphatidae. Gene Ontology annotation, biological process: Golgi to plasma membrane transport; exocytosis.